UAAUUGUGGCCUUAUAAAAUAAGCACAUGCCUUCUCAUCUCUUCCCCCAGCCACACUACUCCUCCCUCCCCCUCCCUAGCUCUCCAUCUCUCGACUUUCCUUCGUUGCCGGAGCUAUAGCUAUGGACAUAAAACUACUAACCUCAUCAGGUGUCCCCUUCUCCACCCUCCCGCCGAGCUACGUCCGGCCCGAAUCCGACCGCCCCCGCCUCUCCGAGGUCGUCGUCGACGGCCUCGACAUUCCCGUCAUCGACCUCUCCGCCGCCGUCGACAGGUCCCGGCUCGUGUCUCUGGUCGGUGACGCCUGCACCAACUUCGGCAUCUUCCAGGUGAUUAACCAUGGGGUUGGGUCGGGUGCGGCGGAGGAGAUGCUGAGGGUGGCGGCGGAGUUCUUCGAGCUGCCGGCGGAGGAGAAGAUGAAGCUCUACUCCGACGACCCGGCGAAGACGAUGAGGCUGUCGACGAGCUUUAAUGUGAAGAAGGAGAAAGUGCAUAAUUGGAGGGAUUACUUGAGGCUCCAUUGUCAUCCUCUUCCUAAGUACGCACCUCAGUGGCCUUCCAAUCCUCCUUCUUUCAGGGAAACCGUGAGCAAUUACUGCCAAGAAAUUCGAGAGCUAGGGUUCCGACUGGAAGAUCUGAUAUCGGAGAGCCUGGGUCUAGAAAAAUCCUAUAUCAGAAAGGUGCUGGGAGAUCAUCAACAAGGCCAGCACAUGGCCGUCAACUUCUACCCACCAUGUCCACAGCCGGAGCUCACCUACGGCUUGCCGAGCCACACCGACCCCAACGCCCUCACCAUCCUGCUUCAGGACCAGCUCGUCGCCGGCCUCCAGGUCCUCAACGACGGCAGGUGGGUCGCCGUCAACCCGCACCCGGGCGCCCUCGUCGUCAACGUCGGCGAUCAGAUCCAGGUGGCAUUGAGCAACGGGAGGUACAUGAGCGUGUGGCACAGGGCGAUCACGAACACGAAGACAGCGAGACUGUCGGUUUCUUCCUUCCUCUGCCCCGAGGAUGAUGCGCUGAUCAGCCCUGCACCGGAGCUGACUCGAGGGGACGAUGGAUCGUUAGUGGCAAUAUACAGGGGAUUCACGUACGCAGAGUACUACAAGAAGUUCUGGAGCAGGAAUCUGGAUCAGGAACACUGCUUGGAACUCUUCAAGAACACCAUUGAAUAGAGUACUCUCUUCUAUAGCACUUCGGUAACACUUUGAAACAAUGUGCAACAAACAUCAAUUUCGUAAAUCAACUGGUCCCAAUAACUCAAAAUGUUGUAAGAGGUUCAUAUGUGAUACUCAAGGUUGUCAACCCGCGGGUUGACCCUGAUCCGAUCGAGCUAGUGGGUCAAGGGUUAACGGGUCACCCGUUUUAACCCGGAAAUAUGGAAAUAGUCAUUAUAUUGUAC
Molecule: messenger RNA, 1398 nt
Organism: Linum tenue
Lineage: Eukaryota; Viridiplantae; Streptophyta; Magnoliopsida; Malpighiales; Linaceae
Source: the annotation of a GenBank genome assembly